This is a messenger RNA of Symbiodinium necroappetens, 740 nucleotides long. The record is from the annotation of a GenBank genome assembly. NCBI's taxonomy places the organism in Eukaryota, Dinophyceae, Suessiales, Symbiodiniaceae.
GCUUGGACCUAGCAAGCAUGGCGUGGAGCUGCCCCGCGACGCAGGGUCCCAAGCCUACACCUCGCUGUGGACACGCUGCGCUGUUAGCCGGAGAGUCCUUGUUGAUACAUGGCGGAUUCUGCAUGGACACCCCGGAUAUAGCCACCAAGGACAACAGUGGCGAUCUUCUGAAGAAUGCGUACUGCAGUGACGUCCGUGUCCUGGAUCUGAACCGCAUGCUUUGGUCUCGGCUGCGUACGCAUGGUUCGCCUCCGACCGGGCGAUUUAGCCACACGGCAACCCUCAGCGAGGACGACGCCGUCAUUUUCGGAGGUUGGGGUGGCAACUCUGCGCCGGCGCCUGGCGUGGCUUUUGCCUUGCGUGGCAAGGUUGCGGAGGACGAGACCAAGCAGCCCACGGCCUCCGAGGAGCAGACGUGCGACUACUGUUGGACGCUGCGGACGUCUGACAUGCAGUGGGUCGCCAACCGCUAUGUGGGUGCCCCGCCGACCAAAAGAUACGGGCAUACGACUACGGCGAUAGGUCCCCACCUCAUCAUCUUCGGCGGUUGGGAUGGUGGGAAGCCGUUGAACGACGUCGUGGUGCUUAGAGAUCGAUCCGUGGCAGAGCGAGCUGGCGAGGAGUUCUUCGUGGAAGGAGAGGCUCCUGCACCAGGGGCCGCCUCGGAGUACGUAGAAGACGACUUCGAGCUGGAGACAGCAGAGGAGGGGGGAGGACCGGACUGCAGUGCAGCAGAGUGA